This is a messenger RNA of Ostertagia ostertagi, 306 nucleotides long. The record is from the annotation of a GenBank genome assembly. Lineage: Eukaryota; Metazoa; Nematoda; Chromadorea; Rhabditida; Trichostrongylidae.
GGUCUGCUCACAAAAACGGACUUGGCCGGUUAUGGGACGAAUAUUGAAAAGCCACUGGUGGUCACUCUACCCAACGGAUUCACAUUGAAAGGACCGCAACCGCCUUCUGCGUUCACUGCGAUGAGUCUCCUGGUGGAGAUCAUGAUGAGCCAAUACAGUCGUGAGUCAAACGUUUCCAUGGAUGUCUCCUACAUCAGAGAGCUUCUGAGGGCUCAAACUAUAGCACUGGCAAGACUCGAACAACUAGCGAGACCUGGGAUGUGUACAUGCCUGAACGAUCAGCAGUUUCGACGCCGUGACGAGUGA